Messenger RNA from Rhincodon typus (whale shark), 432 nucleotides. Its product is annotated as TBC1 domain family member 9B-like. Gene Ontology annotation, molecular function: calcium ion binding. The annotation marks the transcript as partial. NCBI's taxonomy places the organism in Eukaryota, Metazoa, Chordata, Chondrichthyes, Orectolobiformes, Rhincodontidae. The transcript is spliced from 3 exons. The record is from RefSeq and is a predicted model, not a curated record.
GUGCGUGCUAUCCUGACGGAAACUGCUUUCAGUAUCGAGGAGCUGGAGGAGCUCUAUUUACUUUUCAAGGCCAAACACUUGAUGAGCUGUUACUGGGGUGGGAGCAGCAGCGCAGCAGAGAGACAUGACCUCAACCAGCCUUACCUGGAACAGUAUCGCAUUGAUUCAGAGCAAUUCAAGGAGCUCUUUGUGGCGCUGUCACCAUGGACUUGUGGACCACAUUCUCAGGUGCUCGCUGGGCGCAUGUUCCGCCUCUUGGAUCAAAACAGAGACUCGCUUAUCAGCUUUAAGGAAUUCAUCACUGGGCUGAGUGGAAUGUACCAUGGCGAUCUUGUAGAGAAGUUGAAACUCUUGUACAGACUGCACCUGCCACCAUGUAAGAUCACGAUUGACGAACUUCCCCACGCAUUCUUCUUCUCUACUCACCAGUGA